AUGGCUUCCACUAGCAUUCAUGCAGAAUCACCAUUUCAGCUGAACUCAUUGGGAACUACCAGCUUGGGUUCUCUGGGUCUAAGUUGUUCAGAGAGCUUAAAAUUACAGCAUAGGGAGAACCAAGAAAAUGCUACCAGAUUGGAGAUAUUACAGGGCCUUGAUAAAUCAUCAAAAUUGUUUCAUAUGGAAAAUGGAGAGCCUGCCGAUUCUGUUCCAUCUGCCAAGUUUAACCAGGAUCAGAGAUUUUAUCAAUCAAGGGAAAGGAAAAGAAUCCCUCCAUUCGUUGUUCCAGGACUGCCUCCAUCCCAGCCCAAGGAUCCUCGAUGCAGUUUGAUGAGGAAGAAAAGUAGCACAAGCAGCCGAGUCAGCUGUCGUGCAGGGUCAUCCAUUGCCGAAGGGAAAAGAAGAGGAGACAGCUGUUGGGGACUCUUUCAAAACACAGACUAA
Molecule: messenger RNA, 447 nt
Organism: Fraxinus pennsylvanica
Lineage: Eukaryota; Viridiplantae; Streptophyta; Magnoliopsida; Lamiales; Oleaceae
Source: the annotation of a GenBank genome assembly